This is a messenger RNA of Hemicordylus capensis (graceful crag lizard), 1675 nucleotides long. It is a transcript of the gene CHMP4A, whose product is annotated as charged multivesicular body protein 4A. The record is from RefSeq and is a predicted model, not a curated record. Gene Ontology annotation, biological process: vesicle budding from membrane; late endosome to vacuole transport via multivesicular body sorting pathway. NCBI's taxonomy places the organism in Eukaryota, Metazoa, Chordata, Lepidosauria, Squamata, Cordylidae. The coding region runs from base 110 to 784 and encodes 224 amino acids. Gene Ontology annotation, cellular component: cytoplasmic side of plasma membrane; multivesicular body; ESCRT III complex. The transcript is spliced from 6 exons.
GGUCCUUCCUUAUUAUCAUGUGAUGGGGCGGGGUUAGAGUAGGAAGGUGGGUCGGUAAGUCGGUGGGCGAAGCCGGAAGAGGAAACCCAGCAAAUUCCCGGCAGGCGAAAUGAGUGGCUUGGGGAAGCUUUUCGGAAAGGGUAAGAAGGCCAAGGCGCCUACCCCACAGGAGGCCAUCCAGAAACUGCGGGAGACCGAGGAGGUGCUUGUCAAGAAACAAGAAUUUCUGGAGGAAAAGAUCCAGCAGGAAUUGCAGGCGGCUAAGAAACAUGGGACCAAGAACAAGAGAGCGGCUUUGCAAGCCCUCAAGCGGAAGAAGCGCUAUGAGCAGCAGCUGGGACAAAUCGACGGCACGCUUUCCACCAUCGAAUUCCAGCGGGAGGCGCUUGAGAAUGCCACCACUAACACCGAAGUGCUCAAGACCAUGUCAGACGCAGCUCGUGCCAUGAAAGAGGCUCAUCAGCACAUGGAUAUCGACAAGGUGGACGACCUGAUGUCUGAGAUCACAGAGCAGCAGGAUAUCGCCCAACAGAUAUCCGAUGCGAUCUCCAAGCCCGUAGGCUUUGGUGACGACGUUGACGAGGACGAGCUGCUGGCUGAGCUGGAGGGGAUGGAGCAAGAAGACCUUGACCAAGAGCUGCUGAAUGUUGGGGAGCCAUCCCCAGAACUCCCUGCGGUCCCUGCUGCUCGCCUACCCAGUGUCCCAGCCUCAAAAGUGCCAGCCGCCGCCGCUGUGGACGAUGACGACGAAGACAUGAAGCAGCUUGCUGCCUGGGUGUCGUGAUGCAUUGUGGGAAGUCGCCCUCUUUUCUCCCUUUCCCCUGGGGAGUCGGGGAGACGAUCUCCCCUGCACCCCGCUCCGGAUUCUGAGAGUGGGCAGCUGAGCAGACACUUCGCCUGAAAUAACCUUACGUGCCGAAUGUAAAGAGUUUUAUAGCCAGAUUUAUAUAUAAAACAGAUUGUAUUAUGUUGGGGAUGGGGUUUGGGUUGGGCUUUACUGGGGACGGAGGGGCGGGGUGUCCCCGAAAUAAGGGCCAGACCUUACUAUCUUGGCAUCAUCUCCCCACGUCCAGCAAAGCUGAGGUUAAACCUUUUUUCCGUGCAUGUGAAAUAUGGUAGUGGGGUGCUGUGGGAGACCCCCACCAAUGAGGCUUGGAGAGCUCUUGGAGUUGCAUUGCACCCCACACCUGCUGGGUGGGUUGGGGGGGUGCCAGAAGAUGGGGGUGCAAAGUCCUUCUCCUAUACUCCUUUGUAGUGGUGGGGGGGCGGGAAGAGUCCCCUUCUGUCUCCUGGCUCGUGUGUGUGUGUCUCUCUCUUCCUCUCCAGUUGUAUUGACUAUGGGGUUAUUUUCUGCCUCCACCGGGCAGGGGAGGGGGUGGAAUUGUGCCAAGGGGGUGGAUGCAAUCCCUUCCACAGCUGCUUGGGCACUGGGCAAUAGGUACUGUCUCUCUCUGUUCUAUUGGCAGCAUGUCUGUGGCUUGGAGUGACGUUUACAUGUUCUCUCUCUCUCUUUUUACACUUGAUUGUGCUAAUCUGCUAAUUUUUAAAGCUUUCUCUCUCAUUUUGUAUCUACUUGAAAGUGGGAGGGGGAAGAGGCGGAAUCCCUCCCCCUCCCCCUCACAGUGGCCUUGAAUUCCACUCUGCGCCCCAGUGAAUAAAAGUUGGCCUGAAAGGU